UAAAUUGACAAUAUUGCGAUAUAAUAUUAAAACAUGCAUACCAACCAAAAGAGCCAAUUCAUCACUUAUUUUGAAGACUCCUUACCUUCUCUAGAAUCAUCAUCUUCUGGAUUAGGAUCCGAAAGCUCUAAGAGUUCAUACAAGAAGGCGAAUAACUUCUGCUUACCUUCUUUCUCUCCCUCAGCACCUACUGUGCCAAAGAAUCGAUCAAAGAAAGCCCCUGGGAGACCUUCUCCGUUCACUAAAGCUCAAAGUGAGGACUGAAAGACACCUUCGCACCUAAAACUCACUAUCAACACCAAAAGUGCUAAAAAUUCCUGCAAAUCUCAACUGUGAGCUGAGGAGUACCUUUACAUCCUCCCGCAAAAAUCCAUUCACUCUCUUGAGAACAAAUUAAAUGACUUCCUCACUUGUGAAGGAGUCAAGCAAAUUCAUUUACAAGCAGCCUUCGAGCAAGCCCGAGGGUUCUAAGAUUAAUCUAUCCAUAAUACUAAUGCUUGAAGCUGCCGUCAGCAAUCAGUGUAUCCAUAUACUCCCUCGUCACAUGAUUCAAAGGAUACGAGGACUCAAGACCUAAUAGUAUCUUUGAGUUAAAAAUAUUGUGCAGGCUUCUAAUUACACUAACCUUAAUAAUACAUUACUAAAUGAUUUA
Molecule: messenger RNA, 652 nt
Organism: Moneuplotes crassus
Lineage: Eukaryota; Ciliophora; Spirotrichea; Euplotida; Euplotidae
Source: the annotation of a GenBank genome assembly